Molecule: messenger RNA, 1795 nt
Organism: Fukomys damarensis (Damara mole-rat)
Lineage: Eukaryota; Metazoa; Chordata; Mammalia; Rodentia; Bathyergidae
Gene: Prpsap1
Product: phosphoribosyl pyrophosphate synthetase associated protein 1
Exons: 9
Coding region: 140-988 (282 amino acids)
Biological process (GO): 5-phosphoribose 1-diphosphate biosynthetic process; purine nucleotide biosynthetic process
Cellular component (GO): cytoplasm; ribose phosphate diphosphokinase complex
Molecular function (GO): ribose phosphate diphosphokinase activity; magnesium ion binding
Source: RefSeq, a predicted model, not a curated record
GCGUCUUGGUGCUGAAUUGGGGAAAUCGGUUGUAUACCAAGAGACCAAUGGAGAAACAAGAGUUGAAAUAAAAGAAUCUGUUCGUGGCCAGGAUAUUUUCAUUAUACAAACAAUACCCAGAGAUGUGAAUACAGCUGUGAUGGAGCUCCUGAUCAUGGCUUAUGCACUGAAGACUUCCUGUGCCAGGAACAUCAUUGGAGUCAUCCCCUAUUUCCCAUAUAGCAAGCAAAGCAAGAUGAGGAAGAGGGGCUCCAUUGUGUGCAAGCUCCUGGCAUCCAUGUUGGCAAAAGCAGGUUUAACUCACAUUAUCACUAUGGAUCUUCACCAAAAGGAAAUACAAGGCUUUUUCAGCUUCCCUGUGGACAACCUUAGAGCCUCACCUUUCCUGCUUCAGUACAUCCAGGAAGAAAUUCCAAAUUACAGAAAUGCAGUCAUUGUAGCUAAGUCUCCUGAUGCUGCAAAAAGGGCUCAAUCCUAUGCUGAGAGGCUGCGUCUGGGGUUGGCUGUGAUCCAUGGGGAAGCUCAGUGCACAGAGCUGGAUAUGGAUGAUGGGCGUCAUUCUCCCCCAAUGGUCAAAAAUGCCACUGUGCACCCAGGCCUGGAGUUGCCAUUGAUGAUGGCCAAAGAGAAGCCACCGAUAACCGUGGUUGGAGACGUGGGAGGACGCAUCGCAAUCAUAGUGGACGACAUCAUUGAUGAUGUUGAGAGUUUCGUUGCUGCCGCGGAGAUCCUGAAAGAGAGAGGCGCUUACAAGAUCUAUGUUAUGGCUACUCACGGCAUCCUGUCUGCAGAGGCCCCCCGCCUGAUCGAGGAGUCCUCCAUCGAUGAGGUGGUGGUGACGAAUACUGUCCCUCAUGAGAUCCAGAAGCUGCAGUGUCCCAAGAUAAAGACUGUGGAUAUCAGUUUGAUUCUUUCUGAAGCAAUCCGGAGAAUCCACAAUGGGGAGUCCAUGGCUUACCUGUUCCGAAACAUCACCGUGGAUGACUAAGUUGCUGUCCACCCUCGCACUCUGAAAGAAAACAUGUACAAAGCAGUGCCGUCAGCCACACACACAGCAUUUCUUUGCAGGGAAGGACCGGAAGUAGUGUGAAGCUAGGUAGUCUUGCCAGGAUGGGUGGGGAGGGGGACUCAGUAAAGAAGACCAAGCUAGUGAUAAACGACACGGCCUUAAAUAUCCACCAUCACCAACCCUGUUCCUUCUGCAGAAGUUACAGACACGCUCCGCAAAAGAACCUGAAAAUUGUUAUAUUGAAGAGGGGUUAAAAGCAGAUAAAGUGUCAACUCUGUGAUGUUCAUUCACUCAGCUCCUGAGAAUGCAGGUGUGAUGUUGAACUCGGUCGGGAGCUGAGUGACACUGCCACUGUUUGUAUCCAGUUGUCCUCUCCCUAGUCAAGCUCAUAUAAGUCUUUUGUAGAGAAGCCUAUUUUUCUUCCAGAAUCUGCCAUGCCUACUGCCAUGGAAUAGCGAAGCAUUUGUGUUUUUGUUCCUCUCGGGGUGAGCACACUACAGCCCAUCCCUGGGUAUCUGUAUCACUCUGCAGUUGCAAAUAAAAGAGUUUGUUAUCUCCCUGGUCUCUACUACACUGCAGAGUUCCUGCUAGGCAGAUGGACUGACUCCUGUCCACACUGUGCAAAAAAUAGUGGACAAAGGGUUGCCAGAGUCCGUGGUAGGGACAGACCCCAGGCAUAAAUCUUCUGCACAAUCCCUCCCAUUCCUAAACGCUAAAGUUAAAUCCUUGUUAAAGUCCAAAUUAAAAGAAAAAGGAACCAACACUUGUUUGCCUUUAUAAUAGAUG